This is a messenger RNA of Nerophis ophidion (straightnose pipefish), 5121 nucleotides long. It is a transcript of the gene sart3, whose product is annotated as spliceosome associated factor 3, U4/U6 recycling protein. Gene Ontology annotation, biological process: RNA processing. The record is from RefSeq and is a predicted model, not a curated record. Lineage: Eukaryota; Metazoa; Chordata; Actinopteri; Syngnathiformes; Syngnathidae. Bases 42 to 2840 code for a protein of 932 amino acids. Gene Ontology annotation, molecular function: protein binding; RNA binding. The transcript is spliced from 19 exons.
ACGUGCUUAGGGCUUGUUACCAGGCAGAGCGCCUUACCAACAUGGCGGCGUCAAGCAACGCAGAGCAUACGCACUCGCAAGACAUGGAGGAGGACGACGCGGGGAUGGAGAAGCGAGAAAUGGACUCGGAGAGCGACGACGAGGAGGGCAUGGGGGUAGAAAUUUCAGAUGACGAAGAGGACGACACGUCAGAGGACGAGAAGGAAAAUGAAGCGGAAAUACAACGGCUCGAGGAGCAGCUGUCGAUCAAUGCCUUUGACUACAACUGCCACGUCGAUCUCAUCAAGCUACUGAAGCAGGCGGGGGAGCUUGUUCGCCUGCGAAAAGCAAGGCAGAAGAUGAGUGAACUUUUCCCUCUCACAGAAGAGAUCUGGCUAGAUUGGCUCAAUGAUGAGAUCCGCCUGACUGAGGAAGAACCAAACCGAGAAAAAGUCAACGAACUUUUCGAGCGGGCUAUAAAAGAUUACAUCUGCCCGGAUAUCUGGCUUGAGUUUGCCCAGUAUUCCAUUGGUGGUAUGGGAUCACCAGGUGGCAUCGAAAGCGUGAGAGCCAUCUUCGAGAGAGCCCUCACUGCUGUCGGGCUCCACAUGACUAAGGGACAGACGGUGUGGGAGGCGUACCGAGAGUUUGAGAACGCCAUUUUAGCCACUGUGCAGCCUCCCCCUGGCAGGAUUCCCAACCAUGAUGAACAAGAGCUGCUGAACAAGCAACUGCAGCGCAUCCAUACAUUGUUUCAUCGCCAGCUGGCCAUUCCUUUAAUGGACAUGGAGGCAACAUAUGCAGAGUAUGAGGAAUGGUCUGAAGAUGGGGCACCUGAGACAAUCUUGCAUCAAUACAAAAAUGCUUUGCAGCAGAAAGAAAAGUGCAGGCCUUUUGAAGAGUCACUACUGGUAGCAGAGACGCCUAAACUGGCCGAGUAUCAGGCUUACAUUGACUUUGAGAUGAAGGUGGGGGACCCAGCACGAAUCCAGAUAACCUAUGAGAGAGCUCUGGCGGAGAACUGCCUGGUUCCAGACAUGUGGACAAAAUACACAACAUAUCUUGACCGUCAACUGAAAAUCAAAGACUUAGUUCUGUCCACUCAUGAUCGUGCUGUCAGAAACUGCCCAUGGACUAUGAGUCUGUGGAAGAGCUACCUGCAAGCUGUAGAAAGGCACGGGGGAAGCCAUCAAACUGUCUCAGAUGUGUUCGAAAAGGCGCUGAAUGCGGGGUUCAUUCAAGCUACGGAUUAUGUGGAGAUCUGGCAGGCUUACCUCGACUACCUGAGGAGACGUGUGGAUUUCAGCCAAGAGUCGAGUAAAGAGUUGGAGGAGCUACGAGGAGCGUUUACUCGCUGUCUGGACUACAUGAAACAAGACGUCGAACAGAGAUUUGGGGAAAGUGGAGACCCUUCCUGUAACAUUAUGCAGAUUUGGGCAAGGAUAGAGGCCCUGCAUUGUAAGAACAUCCAAAAAGCCAGAGAACUGUGGGACAGCAUCAUGACAAAAGGGAAUGCCAAAUUUGCCAACAUGUGGCUGGAGUAUUAUAACCUGGAAAGAGCUUAUGGAGAUUCUGCCCAUUGCCGAAAAGCUCUUCACAGAGCGGUCCAAUGUAGCUCAGACUACCCAGAACACGUGUGUGAAGUCCUACUCACCUUUGAGAGAGUAGAAGGUUCUUUGGUUGACUGGGAUGUUGCAGUUCAGAAAACCGAAACUCGGCUGAACAGGCUUAAUGAGCAACGGGCGAAGGUGGCAGAAAAAGAAGCCAUCCAUGCUCAACAGGAGGAAGGACGAGCUGAGCAGAGGCGGAAGGCCAAGACGGACAAGAAGACUCAGAAGAAAAUUCAGAAAGGAGGUCGAUUUGGGGAGAAGAGGAAAGCAGAUCAGGAUGACUGGAAUGACCACACAGAACACGCUCCGAAGCGACACAGAGGAAAAGGCGAGAAAAGCACAGAAGAGUACAUGGAGACGGAUGUUGGACAAUUUGGGAGGAAGGCUCCUCCUGGCUAUAAAGGUUCUGCACCUGCAAACAACAAAUCCCAGCAGGCCAGUGCACAGAAUCAAAGCAAUGACAAGACUGAGCUUCGGAACGAUAGCAACAGCGUGUUCGUUAGCAACCUGACGUACACACUGGAAGAGCCUGAUGCCAAACUUCGGACUCUCUUUGAGACCUGUGGACCAGUUAAACAGAUUCGCCUUGUCUCCAGCAACAAAGGGAUCUUCAAGGGCUACGGUUAUGUGCAAUUUGAAAGUGCUGUGUCUGUCCCUGAAGCCCUCAAACUGGACAGAAGCGAGGUGGGGGGCAGGCCUAUGUUUGUGUCUCCGUGUGUGGACAAAACCAAGAACCCAGACUUUAAGGUGUUCAAGUACAACACGUCUAUUGAGAAACACAAAAUCUUUAUCUCUGGGCUGCCAUUUUCCUUCACCAAGGAGCAACUCGAAGAAUUAUGCAAGCAACAUGGCACCAUUAAAGAAGUUCGUUUGGUCACAUAUCGCUCAGGAAAGCCCAAGGGUUUGGCGUAUGCCGAGUUUGCUGAUGAACAGCAGGCUACUCAGGCAGUUGUAAAGAUGGAUGGCAUUGAAGUUGAAGGUAACACAAUCUCAGUUGCUAUUAGCAACCCUCCUCGCAGAAACAACAACAAACCUGGUCCCAGUCAGCCCACAGCUAACCUGAUGCCUCGCCAGGUCCAAGGAGGGAGAGGCCGAGGGCGCACGCAGCUGUCCUUGCUGCCUCGAUCCCUGCACCGCCAAAACGCUCCAGCCGCCGGCACAGUCGAGAACGGGACGUCGUCCGAACGAGGCGCCGGGGACACUCGACCGUUAUCAAAUUCGGACUUUUCCAGGAUGCUUUUGAACAAGUAGGAAGAUAUUCCUCACGUUUUGACCCCUGUCGUUUUUACCUUAUACGCUGUUUUAUUAAAAAAAAAAGUCUAAUACAUGUGUGUAAAUAUACCCACAGCCUCUUUGUUAUUCCUGUCAAGUGGAUUGGAUUCAAACAUUAAGUUUUUUUGUUUUUUUUGUAAAAUUCUGCUUAACGUGACCAUAAAGACUUUAAAAUGAGGUGUAACAGUGCGUGUUCAAUAUAAAUGAAUCAACAUUUCCAAUGUCCUCAAGAUAGUUUCUUAUGGAAGGGAAUGUGUCAUUUCUAACAAAGUAUUAAAAGUAUGCAGCGCUCCACACUGCCACUUCCUAAACAUCCUAUUUCAACCCAACAGAUGCUUUGGGACUUUCUUUGAGAAGGGAAUGUGUACGUGUCGUGAAUAAAAUCGUCUAAUUUUUAAUAAUGUUCAGAAAAGUUACUAACUGGUUUACAUGUUUUCCGUGAUAAUGUUUUAAACUAUUCAGGUGUGAUAAAAUGUUUUUUUUAGACUUCAAUGAUUUAAAAUAAAGUAUUGCAAGUUGUUUCCAUGUACAGUGCAUCCAGAAAGUAUUCACAGCACUUCACUUGUUCCACAUUUUAUGUUACAGCCUUAUUGCCCUUAAAAUUCAACACACAAUAACUCAUAAUUCCAAUGUGAACACAUUCUAAUGUAUUUUUUUCAAAUGUAUUAAAAAUAAAAACCUAAGAAAACACAUGUACAUAAGUAUUCACAGCCUUUGCUCAUUAUGUUGUUAAUGCUCCUUUGGCAGAAAUUGCUGCCUCAAGUCUUUUUGAAUACGAUGCGACAAGCUUGGCACACCUAUCUUUGGGCAGUUUGGCCCAUUCCUCUUUGCAGCAUGACCGGGAUGUCUCUGAACCUUGCUGCAUUCAGCUUUCCCUCUAUCCUGACUCUUCUCCCAGUUCCUGCAGCUGAAACCAUCCCCAAAGCAUGAUGCUGCCACCGUCAUGCUUCACUGUAGGGAUGGCAUUGGCCUUGUGAUGAGCAGUGCCUGGUUUCCUCAAACAUGAUGCCUGGUAUACACGUCAAAGAGUUCAAUCCUUCUCUCAUCAGACCAGAGAAUUAUGUAUCUCAUGGCCUGAGGGUAUUUCAGGUGCAUUUUGGCAAGAUGAAUGCAGCAAUGUAGAGACAUCCUGGAUAAACUCUAACCCUUUCCAUGCAAUCUGAUGCAGCUUGAGAGGUGCUGCAAAGAGGAAUGGGAACAUCUGGCCAGAUAGGUUUGGCACGUUUGUAGUAUUGUAUUCAAAAAGACUUGAAGCUGUACUGUAAUUGCAGCCAAAUGUGCAUCAUCAAAGCAUUGAGCAACUCCUCUGAAAACUUAUGUUAGUAUGGUUUUUGUUUUAGGUUUCAUUAGUUUGCAAACUAAAAAAAUAAACUUGGGUUUUGUGUACAAUUUUGAGGAUUUUUUUUUCAUUUUGGAUAAUGGCUGUAAGUACUUUUCAGAUGCACUGUACAUUGGAACCUCCAAAGUUGAAUAUACUCCUAAAUUAUAAUUUUAAACCAUCAACGUACACUAUUGCCGCUAUAAAAACUUUAUUAGCAAAUGUUUAUAUAUUUCAACAUUCCUGACUGCAGGUUGCAGGAGAGUAGUUGGAGUUAAACUACUCACAGCACCACUUAGUGGUGGUAUUUAGGUAGUGCUGGAAUGAAUGAGUAUUAUUGUGUGUGUGUGGCUUAAAUUAGUUCCACUUACUCUUCAGUGGCUAUAAUCACACUGGCUUUUUUUUUUUUUCUAUCAAGGCAUGUAAGAAAAUGUUAGUUCAACUUUGAAGAUCACAACUUAUUUUGUGUCAAAUGACACAUACUUAUAACUUGUGUGUGCCAAGGAUUUGUCUUUAUUGAACAAGUCUUGCAUAAAAUCAAAAUCUGCACUUUUCAAAUGAAUAAUUGACAGAAAAAUAAAUGGCUAAAAGUUGUAUUUCUCUUUACUAUAAACUUUUAGUGGACAUUAAGACAAUCUAUGGAUGUCUUUCUACAUUUCAUGUUGAUCAACAAUUAGAUGGUGUUAUGUAAUGUUAAUUAUACAACCAGAUGGAAUAUAAGCUAUAUGAAUUACUCUCACCACCGUGGCCUAAUUCAAAUACAAACUUAAGUGUUUCCAUGUGUGCAAACAUUACCACUUUAGGUUUGAAGUUCAUAAAUAAUCUAAAAAAUACUAUUUUAUGAUUUCUUGUUUCCUUGCAGUUCUAUGUUGUGUUGGAUGAAAACAAAUCUAUACUUUGAUGUUAAAGCUAUACAAUGGAAUAAAGACUUUAGUUAACCUU